Messenger RNA from Puntigrus tetrazona (Sumatra barb), 2666 nucleotides. It is a transcript of the gene orai1b, whose product is annotated as ORAI calcium release-activated calcium modulator 1b. Bases 189 to 857 code for a protein of 222 amino acids. Gene Ontology annotation, molecular function: store-operated calcium channel activity. The transcript has 2 exons. Lineage: Eukaryota; Metazoa; Chordata; Actinopteri; Cypriniformes; Cyprinidae. Gene Ontology annotation, biological process: store-operated calcium entry. The record is from RefSeq and is a predicted model, not a curated record. Gene Ontology annotation, cellular component: membrane.
UUGCUGUUAAUUUCGCGGCAAAUAUAUCCAUUCUUCAGUUUCAUGUGGUGUCGCGAAGGCUUGUGGGUAAUGCCUUCGCGAUGCAUCCAGUUUCACUCGAGCGAGCCAGCUGACUGUCUCGUUCAGGCGCAGCGCAAUGCUCCGACUCCGCUGAAUCUCUACGAUAGUUUCUCUCAAUCUCCGCUCGGAUGAACAUGAGUCGGAACGAGCAUUCGCUGCAGGCUCUGUCCUGGAGAAAGCUUUAUCUGAGCAGAGCCAAACUCAAAGCGUCCAGUCGCACGUCCGCUCUUUUAUCCGGUUUCGCAAUGGUGGCCAUGGUGGAAGUACAGCUAGACACCAAUCACGACUAUCCCCCAGGACUGCUCAUAGCCUUCAGCGCUUGCACCACCGUGCUGGUGGCCGUCCACCUGUUCGCUCUCAUGGUGAGCACCUGCAUCCUGCCCAACAUCGAAGCGGUCAGCAACGUGCACAACCUCAACUCGGUGAAGGAGUCUCCUCACGAGAGAAUGCACCGCCACAUCGAGCUGGCCUGGGCUUUUUCCACAGUCAUUGGAACGUUGCUCUUCCUGGCUGAGGUGGUCCUGCUGUGCUGGGUCAAGUUUUUACCCAUUAAGCCGAAGGACCAGAAAAACGGUACUAUAUCCGCCGGGGUGGCCGCUGCGAUCACUUCUACCUCCAUCAUGGUGCCUUUCGGCUUGGUUUUUAUCGUCUUUGCUGUGCAUUUCUACCGCUCGCUGGUCAGCCACAAAACCGACAGGCAGUUUCAAGAGUUAGAAGAGUUAGAGGACUUACAAAACGAACUGGACCAUCGAGGGGAGGCGUCUACCUUACAGUCUCCCAGUUCCCUUUACCCCUAGUUUUAAGUAUGGGAAAGAGCUUCUGUUAAUGUUUUUAGGUUUGUCAAGUGUUGCAACACACCGUAUUUUCGACCGUAGUAUUGAUCUAUCUGUUGCAUGUGGACACCGAGAGUGUCCAGUUUUAUAUGUGUUGAGGAUUUGUUCACCGUUUCUGCUAGGUUUACUAAUACCAGUCAGACUGUGAUAACUGUGAAAGCAUGCACUGCAUGUUUUAUGGAUUUUUUAUUUAUUUUUUUUCAUUUUUGGUUCUUACAUGAAUGAAAACUUUUUAUUUUAAUGUGCUCACCUUCAGGCCAUCAGAGGUGUUUAGUUGGUUUUUUCAUCAGAACAGAUUUGGUGGAAUGUAGCAGUACUUUACUCGCCGGUGGAUCUUCUGCAGCGAAUGGGUGCCGUCAGAAUGAGAGUCCAAACAGCUGAUUAAAAAAAAAAAAAAACAUCACAGCGAUCCAUUGUUAAUACAUUUUAAGUGAAAAAUAUAGCUAUAGUGUCAUUUCUUCAUAAUAUUGACUCAUUUUAUUUGAAACAGGAGAGAAAUAUGCAUAGGUCUAAACGAAAAUGUCAGUGGGUUUUUGUCAUAGGACAACAGGAGAUGUUUCCACUGGAGGAAGCGUUAGUAUGGAUUAUGGACUGAUGGUUUAAAACGAUGUUUCUUACAAACAUGCUGGUUUUCACUUCACAAGAUGUUAUUUGUUGUACCGGACUGGAGUGCUGUGGAUUAUUGUGUGAUGUUUUUAUCAGCUGUUUACUCUCAUUCUGACGGCACCCAUUCACUGGUGAGUGAAGCAAUGCUUCAUUUCUCUGAUCUUAAUUACUAAAACUUGCUCCAAACCCAUCUACAUCUUGGAUGACCUGAGGGUGAAUCUAUUUUCUAACCUGUGUUUUUUUUUUCUUUGGUGAACUUUUUAUUUUUUUUUAUUUUUUUUAUUUAUCCCAGGGAAAAUCCUUUAUUUCAGUAUGGCAGCUGUGCCAGUUCUGUUACUCACAAGGUUUUUAUUUUCACACAAGGCAAGCUACAUUCUUACAGGCAUGAGUUUAUAUCACAAACACCUUUUUUUUAAACACAGAUCAGAGGCUUGUUUAAAGUCAUUACUCUUACGUCCGCUUGACCAAAUAAUAUCGAUGCGUUCUGAAUCAGGGCUUCGCUGUUGAACAGCAGAAUCAACCAAAAAUCAGAGUCUUAUUCAAACUCAAUUUUUUCCCCUAAGUGAACCCCCCGAACGAGCACAUCUUAGUAGAAACAAAGGCACUUUAUCAACGUGUUUGUCUGACCUUUUUUGGUAGUAUUUGAAAUGGCUUCCCAUUAAAGGGGCCUCUGUUCGCUCUGAAGUCGGACACAAGUGCUUAGAGCAGUCACGGCUAAAGAGCUGGCAGGAUUGUGCGAUUAUGCUAGCGAACACAUUUUAAAGUGUUCCUAAGCAGAGGAACGUUUAAGCAUGUAGUUACAUCAGCAGCAUACACUAAAUAUACUAAAACAGCAUUUAAUUAGGAUGUUCAGUAUUGCCAAAUUGAAACAGUGAUAUUUUUUUUUUUCCAAAAUAUGUGAAACGAUAUCCAUGUUGUGUUUAAAGAAGCUCUUUUUAUUAGUGCACAGCAGAACUCACAGUUUUAUACAUUUUAAUUAAAGUCUUAAUCAAACCAACUUCAACAAAACACCUUUUUGUGUUCUUUUAUAUCAUUUAUGACGUGCAUUUGUAGCCAAAAUUAGUAUUUUGUUAAAUACUAGUAAAUGUGGCAACAGCUUUUUUUUUUUGUAUCGUGUGACAGUGUUUUUAUUGUGAGUGAGGGGUUGAUAAAAAGUAUUUCUUUGCA